Oenanthe melanoleuca is the source of this 1404-nucleotide messenger RNA. Its product is annotated as cytochrome P450 2J2-like. Gene Ontology annotation, molecular function: iron ion binding; heme binding; oxidoreductase activity, acting on paired donors, with incorporation or reduction of molecular oxygen, reduced flavin or flavoprotein as one donor, and incorporation of one atom of oxygen. The coding region runs from base 114 to 1262 and encodes 382 amino acids. The record is from RefSeq and is a predicted model, not a curated record. The transcript is spliced from 7 exons. Gene Ontology annotation, biological process: xenobiotic metabolic process; arachidonate metabolic process. Gene Ontology annotation, cellular component: cytoplasm; intracellular membrane-bounded organelle. Lineage: Eukaryota; Metazoa; Chordata; Aves; Passeriformes; Muscicapidae.
GUUGCCAGACUGCUGUAAAAAAUUUGAAAAAAUUAGAAGAGAAGAGAAUCUUCUUGGAUGUAUCAACUGUACCAAUCUAUUAAUUUACAAGGCACUGACAGCAUGAGUUCAUUAUGACCCUAGGUGUUAUGUUCUCUAAUGGUCAUCUCUGGAAGCAGCAGAGGCGUUUUGGAAUUGCAACAAUGAGGAAAAUGGGAGUAGGGAAAAAAGACCAGGAUUAUCUACUGCAAGAGGAGGCUGCUCACCUGGUGGAAUACUUACAGAAAACAAAUGGAAAACCUCUGGAUCCUGCUGUGCCUGUUGUUCAUACUGUCUCAAGUGUGAUUUGUUCCAUGAUUUUUGGACAUCGUUUCUCCAGAGAUGACAAGAAUUUUCACCGCCUGAUUGAAUCCUUUGACACCCUAGCAGCAUUUUUGAACAGCAUCUCCUUUUUUAUAUAUGAGUUGUCUCCCUGGCUUGCUGGUCUUUUCUUGCCAUCAGUUAAAAAGGCUAAGUCCUCUAUAGAUUUUGUGAAUGCUGUGUUAGCAAAGGAAUUUGAAAAACACAAAGAAAAAAGAAAACUUGAUGAAAAUCGACAUUUUAUUGAUUACUAUUUGGAUGAGAUAGAUAAAACUAAAGGAGAUGCUGACUCUACUUAUGAUGAAGUAAACUUGCUGCAGACUCUUACUGACCUCUUCAUAGCAGGCACAGAAACUACAGCCACAACUUUACUGUGGGCAUUGCUCUACAUGGUGAUUUAUCCUGACAUUCAAGAGAAGGUCCAGAAGGAGCUGGAUGCUGUUGUGGGUUGUUCCCAUGUAUUUUGCUAUGAGGACAGGAAAAAGUUGCCCUACACAAAUGCUGUAAUUCACGAGAUCCAGCGAUACAGUAACAUAAUCUUAAUUGCACUGCCCAGAGCGAGUGUGAAGGACACGGAGCUGCUGGGAUAUCAUAUUCCAAAGAACACCAUAGUUUUAGCAAAUAUUGACUCUGUUCUGGCUGAUCCUGGAAAAUGGGAGACACCUGAUCAGUUCAACCCAGGCCACUUUCUGGAUAAAGAUGGAAACUUUGUAAACAGAGAAGCCUUCUUACCAUUUGCUAUAGGGCACCGUGUGUGUAUGGGGGAGCUCUUGGCAAGGAUGGAGCUCUUUAUUGUCUUUUCCUCCCUGCUACAAGCAUUCACAUUCACCCUGCCAGAAGGAGUGAAGGAAGUCAACACCAAAUUUGUUUUUGGGAGCACGAUGAAGCCACCUCCCUACCAGCUCUGUGCCAUUCCUCGAUAGGAAAUGGCAGAUUCAGGAAAGAGUCACUCUGUAAAGCAUCUUCUGUAUGUGAAUUCCUUUUUGCAUGUCCUAAGAUUUUUGGUUUCUUUUUCACCUGAUUAAUCGCUACCCUGAAAGAUUCUUGAUAGACAGUUGCAUCCUG